This is a messenger RNA of Cooperia oncophora, 411 nucleotides long. NCBI's taxonomy places the organism in Eukaryota, Metazoa, Nematoda, Chromadorea, Rhabditida, Trichostrongylidae. The record is from the annotation of a GenBank genome assembly.
AUGAACGAGAAAGAUUGGGAUCUUGCAGUGAAAUUGCGUGGACGAAGCUUCCAACGCAAUCUUGAAACCUACAAAUUACUAACAAAACUGCGUACAGUGGAAAAAGACAAUCUUUCCGGUGGUCAGAAUUUCAACGUUGCAGUGAUGAACGUCGGUGCUCCUGCUGGAGGUAUGAACGCAGCUGUACGAUCAUUUGUGCGUAUGGCGCUGUACCAUCACUGUACAAAAUUCCAAUGGGGAGACGUGACCAACUGGGUGAUGCAUGGCGGCUCAUUCCUGGGCACUCAAAAGCAACUUCCCAACGAAAAGAACGUUCCACUAAUUGCAGAACAGCUCAGAAAGCAUAAUAUUCAAGCCCUUCUGCUUGUCGGAGGAUUUGAGGUGGUAUUUUCUUUUUUUUUCAUUUGUUAA